Messenger RNA from Mizuhopecten yessoensis (Yesso scallop), 1810 nucleotides. Its product is annotated as serine/threonine-protein kinase PAK 6-like. Bases 15 to 1562 code for a protein of 515 amino acids. Gene Ontology annotation, biological process: protein phosphorylation. The transcript is spliced from 8 exons. Gene Ontology annotation, molecular function: protein kinase activity; ATP binding. Lineage: Eukaryota; Metazoa; Mollusca; Bivalvia; Pectinida; Pectinidae. The record is from RefSeq and is a predicted model, not a curated record.
UCUGAACAAAGAAAAUGAAACUGUUUACAAUCUCCCACUCGAACUUUAUCAAAGUUAAUAGCAGGAACAUUGAUUUUAAAAACUUUCUUGGUCAUAUCUGGAAACCGGAAGCUUAUUAUAAGAACCAACUGUUCAAAGAAGUAUGGACAAAAAAGCGACCGGGACUGUUGCGGCAGUAUAUUGCUGAAGUUGCACUCACUCAGGCACACCAAGGCCAAAAAACAUCAGUUAUAGAGGUGACACCAGCAAUGACUCUUUCAUCACCAGUUCAGUUGACACCAACAAUGACUCAUUCAUCACCAGUUCAGGUGAUACCGGAAAUGACCCCUGCAUCACCAGUUCAGGUGAUACCGGAAAUGACCCCUGCAUCACCAGUUCAGUUGACACCAACAAUGACUCAUUCAUCACCAGUUCAGGUGAUACCGGAAAUGAUCCCUGCAUCACCAGUUCAGGUGAUACCAGCAAUGACCCUUACAUCACCAGUUCAGGUGACAGCAGCAAUGACCCCAGCAUCACUAUCACUAUCCCCAUCAAUUCUGGUACCCCACUGGCUGGAGGAACAAACCCCACAAACAGUAUCUCCUGCUGCUUCAGAACAUUUAGAUAGGAACUUUCAGUCCAUAUGGAGCAUUGAGUCGUCUCCGCUGUCAACAGAAUCAUCUACUUCAUCGGAGAGUACCUCAUCUGGGAGGUUAUCUCUACCAUUUGGAGUCGUACAACCUGGUAGUCCUUACCCUGACUACCAGAUCAGGAAGUGUUCGAUCCAUACUCCCCACAUCUCAUUCCUCAUCCUUGACCCCCGCAUUGUCACAUUUACCAAAGAACCCAGUGGUAUGUUCAAGGUCCUGGGGAGCGGGGUAUCAGGAAGUGUGUACCACGCCAGUCUCCUGUCGUCUGGAUACCAGCUCGCCGUAAAACUAUACCAUCAGGCAGAGCUGGUGCCGCACACAAUAGUCAAUGAAGGGAUGAUAAUGGCUCUCCUACAGAACACGGGUGUGGUGCCGAAAUUCUUUGGAGUGCUGCAGGAGCCAGGGGACAUACAAAAAUUCACUCUUGUCCAGGAGUUUUUUGGUGAUGGUAUGACAUUGUAUAAACUCAUUGGGAUGAUGAACAAACAUCAAAUUACUUUGAACGAAAAAGAGACCAUCACCCUAUGUUACAGACUGGUUCAUGCACUUAAGGUCAUCCAUUCCAGAGGGGUAUUGGUAAACGAUUUGAAAAAUGACAAUGUCCUGGUGGAUGUAUCCAACAAGGAAUUCAAUAUCAGAUACAUCGAUUUUGGUUUGGCUACAUUUGGUGUCGGAAUGACCUAUGAAAAAUCCUACGAACCAAAUUCUGACAUUAAAUACAGUUUUUUGGCACCAGAGGUCAGACAGGGAGACAAUCCAACCUGUGUGGCUGCAGACAUCUACAGUUUAGGGAUACUAAUUGGCGAAAUCGGCUGGAGAAUCGACGAAUUAGAGGACAUUAGUGAAAGAUGUACAGAUCAAGUUGCCCUCGCAAGGCCGAGCAUGGACGAACUUGUCAUGAUGAUGGAUGGUCUAGUCAACCUCACUAAUUAGAACUGUACAUCCUUUUUCUGUCCUCAUCAAGGCCUGACUCCGGAAAUAUUGAGGCCAUUACUUUACAUCAAUAUAGAUAAAUUAUUUGAAAAUAAUAAGUACACAAGUAAUUUUCAGGCCUGGAGUAAUCAUAAAAACUUAUCAAUCCGGUCUGUUGUCAAUAGAUAUGUCGCCUAUGAACUUUUUUAAAUUCAGUGCAUUCUGUCCCUCUGUUCACUUACCUAUAAAAACCAUAUGUUUAUCACAAA